Molecule: messenger RNA, 1891 nt
Organism: Melanotaenia boesemani (Boeseman's rainbowfish)
Lineage: Eukaryota; Metazoa; Chordata; Actinopteri; Atheriniformes; Melanotaeniidae
Product: UDP-glucuronosyltransferase-like
Exons: 5
Coding region: 1-1584 (527 amino acids)
Molecular function (GO): UDP-glycosyltransferase activity
Source: RefSeq, a predicted model, not a curated record
AUGAGUGGCAGGGUGUGGUUACCUGCAGUGGGACUGCUGGCUUGGAUAUGUUGCCUCAGUCUGGCACCAAUCCAGGGAGGGAAGGUGCUGGUUAUGCCUGUGGAUGGAAGCCACUGGCUCAGCAUGAAGAUACUGGUGAAGGAACUGGGCCGCAGGGGCCAUGAGGUUACUGUUCUGGUGCCUGAAAGCAGCCUGUUAAUCAAAGGCUCAGACAGCUACAAGAAUGAGAUCUACAAAGUGCCGUAUACCCAAGCUGACCUGGAUGAAAAUUUCAAUAAGCUCAGAGAAGGAGUGUUCAGCCACACACCUGGAAUCACAGAUCUGUUCGUCAAUGUGCAGCUUAUUGUAAACGCUACUUCACUCCAGGUGGUGGGUUGUGAAGCUUUGCUGGACAACGAGCCUUUAAUGGGACGACUGAGGGGAGAGGGGUUUGAUGUCAUGCUUACAGACCCCUUCCUUCCUUGCGGCUCUGUCCUGGCUAAACUCUUCUCAAUUCCAGCUGUUUAUUUCCUGCGUGGACUUCCAUGUGGAUUGGACAUUAGAGCUAACCAGUGCCCGUCUCCUCCUUCUUAUGUUCCUGUGCAAUUCUCCGGUAAUACAGACAACAUGACCUUCCCACAGAGAGUGAAAAACAUGUUUAUGCACAUUUUGGAAUCCUACCUUUGCAAAGUAUUGUAUCAACACUUUGAUGAUCUGGCCAACAAACGUUUUGGAAACGGCAUGACUUAUACAGAACUUAUAAGCCAUGGAGCUAUCUGGCUUCUCAGAUAUGACUUUGUGCUUGAAUGGCCCAGACCUCUCUUACCAAAUAUGGUUUUAAUUGGUGGGAUCAACUGUGCAAAGAAAGCUCCUCUACCAGCGGAACUACAAGAGUUUGUGGAUGGCUCGGGAGAUCAUGGCUUCAUCGUCUUCACACUGGGGUCAAUGCUGUCUAAAAUGCCUGUGGAGAAAGCUAAACUGUUCUUUGAUGCAUUUCGUCAAAUUCCUCAGAGGGUUGUGUGGAGAUACACUGGUGAUCUACCUAACAAUGUUCCCAAGAAUGUCAAAGUUAUGAAAUGGUUACCUCAGAACGAUCUCCUAGGCCAUCCCAAUGCUAAAGUCUUCAUGACUCAUGGAGGUUCCCAUGGUAUCUAUGAAGGUAUCUGUAAUGGUGUGCCCAUGUUGAUGUUUCCACUUUUUGGGGACCAGGGAGACAAUGUAAAGCACAUGGUGGCCCGUGGUGUGGCAGAGGAACUCAGUGUAUUUGACGUGACAAGUGAAACACUGGCAUCUGCUCUGAAGAAAAUCAUCCAGGAUAAAAGUUACAAAGAACGGAUGGUGGAGUUGUCCCAGACACAUCUAGACCGCCCUGUCCAGCCCAUGGACCUGGCUGUUUUCUGGACUGAGUUUGUCAUGAGACACAAAGGAGCCACACAUCUGAGGGUUGCUGCACAUGACUUGAACUGGAUUCAGUACCAUAGCCUGGAUGUCAUCGGCUUUUUAGUCUUUGUUAUAAUGACUGUUUUGUGGGUGACAAUGAAAUGUUUCUUGUUUUUCAUCCACAAGUGUUUCAGAAAAAGUAAUGCCAAGAAAAAAUCUCAGUAAAUACUGUCAUGAUGUGAAUGAUAUAAACACUGCUGUAAAGUUUCAGUGUGUUUCACUACAGUAUGUUUGUGUCAAUUAUUUAUUUAUUCAGUUUAAUUAAAGCAGCUCUGAUAAAUAAGUAGGCUCAAGACUAUGAAGACUUUUAAUAACUACUAAAAAACCUUAAAAUCAAACCUAAACACUGGUGUAAAGUGUGCCUGUCCUCUGGUACUUAUCAGCACACGUGCAUCUAAGUAAUGGAGUAAUUGUAAACUUUAAACUGUAAAUCUGUCUACUGGAGACAAAAACAUGCAUCAGUGCCUCCAGG